CCUGGGUGUCGGUGUCAAACACAGCUGAUCGGUGAGUCAGGGCGAGAGCAGCGGAAAAGGUCCCACUUGUUGCCGAGCAGGAGCCGCGACCGUCAAGCCGACGACCGAGAUCUGAUCCCUCUUCGCUCUCCGUCCUCGGAUCCGUCAGUAAAUCCUCCUCUGCAGCCCGAGCAGCCGCGUCGGUCCGGGAUCUCACCGCUGCUGCCUCCUUCACGGCUCUCAGUCUGGUUUGAUGUCUGCGUCAGUCCCGUAUCCAUGGCCAUGCGGACGCGUCACUCUGGUCUGCGGACUCCUCCUCCUGGCCUCCUCACCGCUCCUCACUACAGGCAGACUGAGCAACUGCACUCACCCUCUGGUGCCAGAACACGGAGGUUUCCGCUGUGAUCCGUCCCCGUGUCGAGGUUUCCCCCAGAAGAGCUCCAUCCAUUUCUUCUGUGAGCCCGGGUACCACAUCAACAGCAAGGUCCGUGUGUCCAGGUGUCGCCACGGGAGGUGGCAGCCCCCAAUACCUGCCUGCAUCCCUAUCAAAGAGGGCCCUAAAGUGAACUCUGAUGACAGAGUGAAUGACUCGAUGCCCAGCAUGGCCACAACAGCGGUGGGCGUGUCCAUCUUCCUGCUCACCACCACUGCCUGCCUGGUCGUCAAGUCCCGCCUCUACCCCUGUCAAUCACACAGCCGUCGCUCCUCAGACCAGCUGGACCUGAUGGUGGACGGACUUCCUGUCUCUCUCCCCUCCUACGAGGAGGCGGUGUACGGCAGCUGGGGGCAGCGCCUCCCCGUCUGCUCAGCACCCGGACCCACCCAGCUCCUAUUGGCUCAGGAGGCUCCCAGCUGUCACCAGUCUCUCAACAACCAGUCGGACGGCAGUCACCACCCCCUCCUGUCCAACCAAAGCCCUGACAACCCCCCGCCCCCUUACGAGGAGGUCCAGUCAUCACAUCCCAGAGACAGGAUGAGUGACGGGGACGUCCGGCAGCUACACGUUGCACUUUCAGAUGACAAGGACACUUGAUUGACAGACUGAGGGGUUCAUAUGCGACACACGGGGUGCAGGUGUUUAGCAAUGAAGGCACGAUGUUGAUUGACAGCUAAUUGCUGCGGUGCAGUGUUAACUCUGCAGAAGAUAAAAGCCAAAUGACGGCUGGAAAAAAAAAAAAAAACACGGACUGACAGCAGACUCCUGUGCUGCCUGCACUUUUCCUGGUUGGCUGCAGCUCACCAGCAUCAGGACACUCUGUCCUAUCACAUGCUAUUUUAGACAAAGCUGAUAAGCUCUGAUUGGCCAGCUGUUGGGUCACAAAGACUUGACUGAAGAGGGCUAAAGUACAUUUCUAAAUGAAAUGUUGACUGUAUAGUGUAUUGUAUGAAUGUAUGUGGCAGAAGAGGGAGUUUAUGUGCUGUCUGGUGAAAACCUUGUAUCCAGAAUGAUGUCAUCUCUUCAGGAAAAAAAAACUGCCUUGUUUUUAGUGUGAACAAUGCAUGUCAUUGUUUAUGAGAAUGUAAACCUUCAGUUUAAAUAUAAAAAUACUAAAACAACAUCGCCCAAACUGGAAUUAUGAGGUUUUCAGCAGUAAUAUAAAAGUGUAAGUGCGUGUGUGUGUGUGUGGGCGUGUGUUUUCAGUGUUGCUCUGGAGACGUCAUCUAUCCUUCCCGUCAGUGACGGGGCCGAUUGAGGCAUCCUUUGUGAAGUCAGUGGCGUGCUGUUGCAGAAACUUGUGUUUCCACAGCAACCGACUCUAUUCCGUUUCUCUCUGAGACUUUUGUACAGCAUUUCUCUUUGAGUCUGAUUGGACUGUGGGGCACAUAUUGUGGAUCUGAAACUCGUUUUGGACCAACAGCAUGUUGUGAUGUUAAUAUUAAAAAAGGCUAAUUUUGUGUACAGCAGAUAUAGAGACUUGAAAAUGCUUGGAAACCAAACUGUCUUUAAAAGUGUGUUCAUUCAGUGGUGAGUGAAGUAAAAACAACAAUAUUUUGAUCAAUUUAAAUGUACAGUAAAAAGAAUCUUAAUUUUACAUUUAUUUGCCCUGGUGGCAUCGGUGCGGACACAUAGGUGCUCUUAUCAAAAUAAUCCUCUAAAUCCCCCCCCCCCACAGCUGUGGGACCAAACCGCCCAAUUAACCUGAAACUCAUCAGUGAUCCAACACUGAUUUCCUCACUUCACCUGGCUGGUUCCCUCUCUGCCACUCUUUGACCUCUGCAGAGUGACUGACGCCUUCACGGCCCUUGAAUGUAUUUUAUGUUAACAAAUCUAACUAUUAUAUGGAUUGUAAUACUUCCAGAAAUAUUGUUUGUAUAUUGUAUUAUUGCACAGAAUUAUAUCAUGAAUAAAUGUUGAAAUGUU
Messenger RNA from Siniperca chuatsi (mandarin fish), 2341 nucleotides. RefSeq lists its product as uncharacterized. The transcript is spliced from 5 exons. The record is from RefSeq and is a predicted model, not a curated record. NCBI's taxonomy places the organism in Eukaryota, Metazoa, Chordata, Actinopteri, Centrarchiformes, Sinipercidae. Bases 233 to 1012 code for a protein of 259 amino acids.